Molecule: messenger RNA, 1404 nt
Organism: Aspergillus ibericus CBS 121593
Lineage: Eukaryota; Fungi; Ascomycota; Eurotiomycetes; Eurotiales; Aspergillaceae
Exons: 7
Coding region: 286-1266 (326 amino acids)
Source: RefSeq, a predicted model, not a curated record
GCGGCCUGGCCAUUGCAUCACCCUCCUCUCCUAUCCUCUUCUCCCUCUCGUUCUUCCUCCCCCGUCCAUCUCGCCCCCUCCACCGCCAACCCUCCGUUUCUUCUCUUCUCCUUCUCCUGGCCGUGGUCAUUCUCUUCAUCUUCAAUUGUAUUAUUUAAUUUCCGUUCCCCCGGGCUUCCCCUGAAUCGUUGUCUCGCCCCGGCGCUUUCCUGCUUAUCUUUUCGACCCGAAAAUCCUCCAGACCUCCCGAAACGCACACACAACAACAACAACACAAUCUUCGCCAUGGCUGACGUGACCUAUCCCGACACAAACGGCCACAGUGCUCUUGCAAAAGGCCCCAUUGCCGAUAACAUCAAAUCCGAGGCAUCCCGCACCGGUCAAGAAUUCCGCGACUUGAGGAAUGCCACUCCCUCAUCCACCACUGCGACCGGCCAACCCCUGACCUACUACCACUCUUUGCUGUACGGCCUUCUGAGCUGGGAGCAACCCCGAGCCACCGCCGUCUCCUUCGCGAGUGUCGUUACAUUUAUCUUCGCCGCCCGUUAUCUCCCUCUCCUCCGUUGGUUCUUUAAGUUCAUCUAUGUCGUUCUGGGGUUCACUGCUAUUGUUGAGGUCGGCGGCAGACUUGCUCUGUCACAGAGUGUCGUAAGCUCAUUCCGGCCUCGCAAGUACUACACCGUGCCCAAGGAGACGAUCGAGGCUGUGUUGGAGGACCUGGAGCAACUCAUCGACUUUGUUCUUAUCGAGUUCCAGCGUGUUCUGUUCGCCGAGAACAUCGUCCACACUAUCGCUUCUUUCUUCGCCGCAUUCACCGCCUACUGGCUGAUCAAGUUCCUUCCGUUCUGGGGACUGUCCCUGAUUGCCGUUACUAUCGCGUACAUGGGACCCCUGGUCUACAUCAACAACCGUGAAGUCAUUGAUGCACACAUUGAGCACGCGCAGGAGGUUGUCAACGCUCAGGCCCACCAGCUGAAGGAUCUCGCUGAGGAGCGCACUGCCCAUGCCACGGGUGUUGUGCGGCAGUACGUUGGCGACUACAGCGCCAAGGCCCAGGGAUACAUGCGUCGUUCUGCAACCCCCGAGGUGGCCCGGGCCCCCAGCCCUGUCAUCAAGAAGGAGCCUGAGGUCGAGCCUGAGAUCAAGACUUCGGACUUCCCCGAGGCACCUAAGGAGGAACCCGCGGUCGCCAAGGAAGAGCCCGUUGUGGAUUCCAUUGAGCAGCCUGCCGAGCAGGUGAAGGCGGAGCCUCUUGUUGCGCUUUAAGAAACUUGGCUCGUUCAUUCUGGCUGGUUAUCAGUGGGGAGUCACGAACUUGCUGGUCUUUGGGGCAUUGUGAGGUGAGCGCGGGGGAUUUAAAUUGGUAGCUGGGGCAUAUAGUAUGUAUUGGUUUGGUGUACGAGA